AUGGAGCUGUCCGAGCUUUCGCAAUCGAUGCAAGAUGCACUCAUGCUCAGGCGCAUUCCGACAGAGGGCGGAGAUGUAUCGUCUGUGACUCCGGUGGUCGUUUCCGGACUGCCUGGCUGGCUUGAGGGUACCACCUUUCCAGUCGAACUGCGCCAACGAGUGCAGGAAGAGUUAGAGAUUCUGGGGCUGGUUCAGAACCCUGUGGUGGCGUUGCUGUGGCCUGCCAGUGCCACUGUGACCAACAAAAAGACGUUGCGCCGUGGGUAUUCCACUGCCUCUGCCCUGUACCCCAGCCGGCUAAACAAGCUGUGUGAAGAGUCCGGCAUCUCCUUAAGCAUCCGUCUGGUGUCUGACAGCCCGUGGCCAUUAGUGAAAUCAGUGGCGGUCGAGUGUAACAUGGAGUUUGGCAGAGUUAUUCAACAGACAUCCUCGUACAUAUCUGAUGCUGACUGGGCUGAAGACCUUACGUCGGCACGACAGCAUUGGCAACAGCAGCUUCUGGCGGGCUUGUCCAAGUACACUGAGAAUUUGGAGGUGCAAUUACCAAGAAAAGCAUUGUCGUCAACCACCCAGACGUUUGCAAGCCGUACACGUCCCGAGGAAUCCCUCUGGCAAAAGCAUGGGCCCAAGGCCCUAGCCAUUCUGCUUUCAGAGCUGAUCGUGAAUGGUGCAACGCACGAUGCCGCGACCCACCUGGAGGGCACGAUGCUCGAAACGAUGCGCUCCAACCUUCCUUUCUUCCCUGAGGGCCCCUUGGACUUCGAGGAGCACUUCCCGCCCCUGCAGCUUUCGGACGCCUACAUAGAAACGGAGAAGCAGCAAAGCCCCGAGCUGUUCCUUCGUCUGGCAGCAGUGGUCUGGACAGCAGCCUCGCAUGGAGUGACGGCCUUGGACCAAGCCCUUGGGGCCCUGCGGAAAGGCAACGUCCCCUUGGACCGGCUGGCGCUCAACACGCCGGUGAUGUAUCGCUCCGGAGGCCGAAGCAGGAGCUUGUCUGGACCGCUGCUCAUGUUUGUCGUGGACCAGAUGACUCUGCACCAGUCGUCGAAACACAUCGUCCAGGCAGUGGUAGCUGGCAACGCGGACGUGAACUCGAGUUAUGUCCUUUUCCCCACCGGGAAGCACAAGGCAAUAGCUAAAUUCCCGGUGCUCUGCCUGGCCGGCAACCGCCGAGCUCUCGACUUCGCGGAAGCUUUGCUGGAGCGGAAGGCGGAUGCCAACCGCGAGAUUACUCUGAACUACUUCCCGAACGGGGGGAAUCCUCUUUGGAGCGCCGUCUGGGGCAGCAACAAUGCCAUGAUCCGGCUCCUCCUCGGCUUUGGCGAUGCGAACGUGAACAUACACGCCUGGCAUCCCGAUGCCCCGCCUCUGACAGGCCAGCCGCGUGAGGUUCAACUGCUUUCCCUGGCCUCUACGACUCUGGACUCCGAGCAUGUCCACCUUCUGCUGGAGUGCAACGCUGACUUUCAAGAGGAGCUGUCGUCCACCUUCGCACUGUGCCACGCAGAUGUGAGCAAGUUGCUUGCAAGCCACGUGGCCUACCGCCACCCCGAGGCACUCGUCCAACGCUGCGACGAGCUGGAGGGGACCUGCGGCAUUUGGAUCGAUUGGGCCUUCCAGGAGAUCGCCCGUGACGACACGGCCAAGCGGCGCUUCCGGGUCGCGCUCGACAGGGCCUCGGUGCUGCGGGAGGCGCACGACUCCCUCAUCCGAUUCACCUGCGAUCUGAUUCAGCGCCUGCCGAGUGCAGCGUCCGAGUUGUUGGAUGGGAUCUGCUUGCAAACACCGAAGGUGCAGGAGCCUGCACGUCACCCGUUGCGGACUCGAUGCCUUUUCCAGGCGAGCAACUUUCGCACUGCCUACAUCACGGAGACCGUCUGGAAGCCGAACGGCACCAGGUUCCAGAACUUGUUGGCGCCUCCCGGGCCGGAGUCCCGGCCUUGCUGCGGCCUGGGACCCUCCGUGGAGUCCAUGGACUUCUGCGAUGUCCUGCUGGUGGGUUUCCCGGGCUUGAUCGACGGGCGCGUGCUGCACGCGCUGCGGUCGCUGCCGCGGCGCACGCUCAUUCCGCUCAUGCAGGAAAGCAUCGUGUUUCAAGGUGUGAUCGAAUACAUCUGGACAUCGCGUGUGCGCCUCUAUCACUAUGUCAAGUCCCUGCAAACAGUCGUCCAGCUUGGCAUCCUGCUUCUGUGGUGGCAGACCCGGAGCUAG
Symbiodinium necroappetens is the source of this 2211-nucleotide messenger RNA. The record is from the annotation of a GenBank genome assembly. NCBI's taxonomy places the organism in Eukaryota, Dinophyceae, Suessiales, Symbiodiniaceae.